Messenger RNA from Adineta ricciae, 1506 nucleotides. Lineage: Eukaryota; Metazoa; Rotifera; Eurotatoria; Adinetida; Adinetidae. The record is from the annotation of a GenBank genome assembly.
AUGAACUACGAUACUUUAUGUCAAAUUUGUCAAGAAAAAUCAGCACCGUAUAGGUGUCCGAAAUGUCAACUGAAGUAUUGUAGUUUAACGUGCUACCGUGAUCAAUUGCAUGAGAAAUGUUCGAGGAAAUUCGACGAAAAAGAAUUGAUCGAUUCGAUGACCAUCGAUGAGAUUCCUGAUGAAAAUCGAACGACGACGAACAAUUUCGUGCGAGAAAGAAUCGAAGAUAUACUGAAACGGAAAUUAGAUGAAAAAGACUUUCAUAAUGACGAAGACGAUGGACAAAUUGAUGAACUUUUCGAACAUUUAUUACCGACAAAAGACUCGCAAGCAUAUCGAGAAGAAAUGGGUGAGAAUGAUGAAGGUGACGAUGAUGAAGGUGAAGAGCGUAUUGCCAGUGACGAAGAACCACCUCCAGAUUUACCGAAUGAUGUCGAUGAAUCAGAUGAGAAUGUCAAUCAACUAUGGAGUUAUUUAACCACAGAAGAGAAACAAGAGUUUAAAAAAAUGUUACAAGAUGGACGGAUUUCCCAUUUACUCAACGACUAUAAACCAUGGAAACCAUGGUGGUUAUUUAAAACUUCUGCACCACCGCUCGUGUCGGAUUUAGACACUUCGACAGCAUCUGGUCUACCUGAUACGAUUCCAGCAAUCGCAUCGAAUAUUGUACCGCUUCCAUCAUUAACAUCGAUCCUCCCUCAUGUUCACGUGCGAUUUGAUGUAUUUGAAGUUCUCUUUGCCUAUGUUCUUAUCAGUAUUCGUUAUCGAGGAGAUUUUCAACCUUACAUAGCCGAAGCUGGCACUGAAUUCGUUCAUGUCGCAUCAAGACAUUUCACCCAAAAACCAGAUCCAUUCGACGAACAAGAAGAUCCUGUCUCAAUCCUUCGCACACGUACUUCCCUACUUCGAGAAUGUCUACACAAUGAAACAAUCUCGUGUUCUAUCUCGGAAGAAUUCUUUGUUAAUUUAUUCGCUGAUGUCAUCAGCAUCAUUCAUGGUCCAUAUUCGCGUCAGACACCGUCAAACACUUAUGUACUCGCGGCACUCUCCGAUCUCAAACGAUUUCUGAUUCAAAUUCAAGAUUAUAAGCCACCAGAGUCUGAAGAGUCGAGCAAGCCGAGUUCAACCAUAACAAACGUAUUUCAUACCAAUCGACCAGUCAAAGCAAAACAGCCCGUCAACCGAUCAGCCAAUAGUAAAUUGCGUAUUGAAUCAAAACCAACUAUUUCGAAAACAUCUCCACUGAAAAAGACCAAAAAACCAAAAAUCUUCAGUCGAAAACUAGUUCAGUCACUUUCACAUAAAAUCGAUUAUUUUCUAAGUUGGACGAUUACACAUUCGAAUCGCUUAGUCAUACUCGAACACGAAUUAGAACAAAUUGAACACGAACUUCGCUAUGAACUAACCCAAUAUCAGCAUGACAAGAAUCGAAUUGAGAGAAACUUAAAACAAAUUCGUUUACACCAACAAUCAACCAAUGUUUCUAAUCGCAUACAAGAAUUGUAA